GACGGCGAAAGGCCACAUCGACACAUGGGACAUCAUGACGGGGCUCUGAGCUCUGAAGGGAUGAUAAUCAACGGCCGAGGCCAUUUUGUUUCUUGCCGACAUUGAACCCAACAGGACCCCCGAACGUAUAAGCAGACCGACCGCUGCGCUGCAAUCGGCAGACAGUCGGCAGAGAUCCGAGCCGGCGCAUCCAUUCGACUAGAUUUUGGUGGCCCCCUUCCACCUUCCAGCACAUUCCCCGCAAACGCCGCGCAACAGAGACGAGAUCGCGACAAACGCCUUCCAACAACACCCCGAAACCACAGACCAAAAUACCUCCCCGCGCCUCCUCCGGGAGCCCCGCGCCGCCCAGCAUGGCCAUGGACCAGAUGAACCAGCAAAUGGGCCAGAUAAUGGGCAACAAUGGCAGGUUCCCGCUGGAGGAGUGGUUCUGGGAGAUGCCCGUCUGCACGAGGUGGUGGACCACGGCGACCGUCGCCACCAGCCUCCUGGUCCAGGCCAAGAUGCUCAACCCCUUCCAGCUGUUCUACAGCUUCCGCUCCGUCUGGGUCAACAGCCAGUACUGGCGACUCCUGACCACGUUCCUCUACUUCGGCCCCUUUUCCCUCGACCUCCUAUUCCACGUGUAUUUCAUGCAGCGCUACUGCCGCCUGCUCGAGGAGUCGUCGGGCCGGUCGGCGCACUUCUCGUGGCUGCUCCUGUACGCGACCACGUGCCUCAUCGUGGCGUCACCCUUUGUGUCCAUGCCCUUCCUCGCGCACUCGCUCUCGUCGACGCUCGUCUACAUCUGGUCGCGCCGCAACCCGGACGUGCGCCUCAGCUUCCUGGGCCUGCUCGUCUUCACGGCCCCCUACCUGCCCUGGGUCCUCAUGGGCUUCAGCCUGAUGCAGGGCGCCGUGCCAAAGGACGAGAUCAUGGGCGUCGUCGUCGGCCACGUGUGGUACUUCUUCGCCGACGUCUACCCGCCCCUCCACGGCGGCCAGCGCCCGCUCGACCCGCCCGCCUUUUGGAGGCGCCUGUUCGAGGCCGACCCGGCCGAGGAGACGCCCAUCGAGGUGCCGCCACGCCAAGAGCAGCAGCAGCCUCCGGUGCCGGCUCUCUAGAUUUCGUUUUGAUGUUUAGUUUCAUUGCAUUACAGUGAACAAGGGUUAUCGUUUAUCUUUCCCUACCUUAUCUUUAUCUACAAUUUUAGAUGGCGCUUCUCUUCUCUCCUUUGCUCACGUUACCACCAACGUUCAUCACCUCCUCAAACUGCAUUUACUUUGGCGUUGACUUGGCUUAAGAUGGGACAACUGGGUCCGACAUAUCACUGGGAGGUCUUUCUACUGUUUGCUGCCGGAAGUGUGGCCACUCUGAAGAGAUGAUCUGAAGAGAUGAACCCGUCAAGGGCGCGAUCCAAAUCAAGGUUAACUUUGUAGCAGUACCUACAAUUUACAAACCUGCCAUGUAACUUGGUGCUGCGGAGGGAAGUUUUGAGUGAUGUGCCGGCGAGAAAAGUGAGAUGACGACUUGAUCGAUCAGGACCGCAAGUGAGACAUGACGCAAGUGUGAAAUAUCAGGUAAAUAACACAUCGUUACUCAAACAAGCUGCGAUACAGGUUAGGCGAGAAAGGCCUCGGUGUACUGCUUUCUGAACUGGUUGGAAUCCAGCUCGGGGACGCGGUUCAGGGGAGUC
Messenger RNA from Gaeumannomyces tritici R3-111a-1, 1675 nucleotides. Its product is annotated as derlin-2.1. The record is from RefSeq and is a predicted model, not a curated record. The coding region runs from base 354 to 1103 and encodes 249 amino acids. Gene Ontology annotation, biological process: endoplasmic reticulum unfolded protein response. Gene Ontology annotation, cellular component: endoplasmic reticulum membrane; Hrd1p ubiquitin ligase ERAD-L complex. The transcript has 2 exons. Gene Ontology annotation, molecular function: misfolded protein binding; ubiquitin-specific protease binding. Lineage: Eukaryota; Fungi; Ascomycota; Sordariomycetes; Magnaporthales; Magnaporthaceae.